Molecule: messenger RNA, 1919 nt
Organism: Malus domestica (apple)
Lineage: Eukaryota; Viridiplantae; Streptophyta; Magnoliopsida; Rosales; Rosaceae
Product: IAA-amino acid hydrolase ILR1-like 5
Biological process (GO): auxin metabolic process
Cellular component (GO): endoplasmic reticulum
Molecular function (GO): IAA-Ala conjugate hydrolase activity
Source: RefSeq, a predicted model, not a curated record
AUCUACCAUACACAGUCAAACCCUUUUAACUCCACAUCAAUCACGAUGUGUCGUACAUUUUAACUUCCUAUAUGACCGUGUACAUUUUUAACUUCCUCCUACGACCGUUUGUAUUUGUUUGGAUACCGCGCGCCACACUUUACAAGUUAGUAUAUAAAUUGCUGGUUGUACCCGUCCUUCCCUUAUCGUCAACCCCUUCUGGUACUGCAACUGUUGACUUGCAUCUCCGCAAUUCCGUCAAACAAACAGAGAUGCGUUCUUGUUCGAUUGCCAAUUUUCUCUUCGUUUUAGUACUCUUACUCACUUCUCUUUCUCUUGGUAUCCCCCAUGGCGCUCCUGAUCAAACCCGCUACGCAAAAGAGCUUCUGAGCGCAGCCCAGCAGGAUAAAAACUGGUUAAUCUCCAUAAGAAGCAUCCAUGAAAACCCAGAACUCAAAUUCCAAGAGCACAACACCAGCGCUCUUCUGCGCAGAGAACUGGAUCGGCUCGGCAUCCCUUACAACUACCCAAUUGCCCAAACCGGAAUUGUUGCAGAAAUCGGGUCCGGUUCGAGCCCCGUUGUUGCUCUUCGAGCCGACAUGGACGCCCUGCCGUUGCAAGAGCUUGUGGAGUGGGAGCACAAGAGUAAGGUUGAUGGGAAAAUGCACGGCUGUGGACAUGAUGCUCACACCACCAUGCUUCUUGGCGCUGCUAAGUUGCUUAAUCAACGAAAAGAUAAACUUAAGGGAACUGUGAGACUUAUUUUUCAACCUGGUGAGGAGGGAGGUGCUGGUGCCUCCAAAAUGAUAAAAGGAGGUGCUCUUGGUGAAGCUGAAGCGAUAUUUGGGAUGCACGUUGAUUAUACAAUACCCACAGGAACUGUAGCAUCGAUUGCAGGACCGCUCUUAGCUGCUGUUUCCAUGUUUGAAGCCAAAAUAGUCGGGAUAGGCGGGCAUGCUGCAGAACCCCACAAUACUGCUGAUCCAGUACUUGCUGCCUCAUUUGCAAUUUUGGCGUUGCAACAGCUCAUCUCAAGAGAAACUGAUCCCCUCCAUAGCCAAGUCCUAUCUGUUACUUAUGUUAGAGGUGGGACUGCAUCGAAUGUAAUUCCAUCGUAUGUUGUAUUUGGGGGCACUUUGAGGAGUCUUACAACUGAAGGCUUGUACUUACUCAGGAGGCGAUUGAAAGAGGUUAUUGAAGGACAGGCAGCCGUGCAUAGAUGUAACGCAUAUGUUGACACGAAAGAUGAAGAAUACCCACCAUUGCCUGCUGUUGUCAACGAUGAAAGCUUGCAUAUGCAGGCACAGAGGGUUGGAAAACUUUUGCUUGGUCCCGAGAAUGUGAAGUUGUGCAAGAAAGUGAUGGCAGGUGAAGACUUUGCCUUCUAUCAGCAGUUUAUUCCUGGAAUCAUGCUUAGCAUUGGAAUUGGAAAUGAGGAAGUGGGUUCAGUUCACUCGCCGCACUCGCCUUACUUCUUUCUUGAUGAGGAUGUGCUUCCGAUUGGGGCAGCAUUACACGCUGCCUUGGCGGAGAGUUAUUUGGACGAGCACCAACAUUCUGUACACGGUGAAAUUUAAGAGCGAUUGGAGAAAGCCUUGAUGGUUGCAUACUGUCAUGGAGAAAUUUAUAAAUAACAUAAAAGAAAUAACUUUUGUGAAAUGUGAAUUUGCAAAUAGUUUGUAACUCGCUUAGUUAAGAAUUUGACCUUGCACCGAAGUUCUAGUUUGAAUCUCCUUCCCAAGAAUUUUCCCUUGCAUCCGAAGUCCUGGUUCGAGUCUCCUUCCCAAUCUUUGAGCCCAUGUGAAUGGAUUUUUGUAUGGUGGACCAGGCUUAACAAACCAUUCCUUAGUCCAUGUAAACUCCCAAAGUAUCCCCAUAAACAGUUGCCAUGGAUCCAUGAUUAUAAGUUUGAUUUAUUUUAAAGAUGGUGUUUGGUUUAA